AUGGCAGCGGGUGCGGCCAAGGCCACCGCAGCGGCGACGUCCUCCGCGGUGUUCCGUAGAAACCAGGAGCUCACCCGCCUCGCGCCGUUGGGCCAGCUGGCUGCGGCGCGCCGCCUGUUCGACGGGAUGUCCCGCCGCAACACCGUAACCUACAACGCUAUGCUCUCCGCGCUCGCGCGCCACGGGCGCCUCGACGAAGCGCGCCGCCUGUUCGACGGGAUGGCGCGCCGGAACACCGUGCAAGUAUGUGAGAGGAAUUUUCAGCCUGUUGAUGAUAUCACGAUGUACAUUUCUUUAGUUUCAUUGUCCAUCGAUGGCAAUUUUAUGAGCACUGUGGAUGUCAAGCUUCCCGAAGAAGAAUUAGGUGGCCUUGUUACACUGAAAUUUUGGAAUCAUGGUUCUGGUGUUGAGCAAUAUUUUUUGUCCACUGUCAUUUAUGAGCCUCACAGUGAUGAUGGGGUUUCUGCUGUUGCUUUCCGCCCAGGAAGAAACAUGGCUGUGAGCUCUUGUUUUGGUGGUAACUUCAAGGUUUGGGUCCAAAGUUUGUCUUCACAACCAAGUAAUGAAAUAAAUUAUUCUGGUUGGAGAUGCCAAUCAGUUGGCUCAUACAAGAAGAAACCUAUGACAGCGGCAGCCUUCUCAGCCGAUGGAUCUGUUAUUGCGGUUGCAGCUGAGACCGUCAUCACGUUGUGGGAUCCUGAUAAUAACGCGCUUGUCGGCGUCAUUGCAGAAGCACUAUCGCCAGUUACAAAUCUUUCUUUCAUUGGGACAUCGAUGUUUUUGAUGUCUUUAUCUCAGAGUUCAAGACCACAGAUUGCUGUAUGGAAUGUUUCAAAUCUUUCUAUGCAAUGGUCUUACAGCCUUUUUGCAGAAGCUGCAUGCUGUUCGCCAGAAGGGAAUGAAUUUGCGGUUCUUGCUCUUCUGAGCUGUCCCGAUGGAGGAACACUUGCACAGCAAGAUGGAGUAUUACUACUUUUUGGUGCAGAAAAUCCAAACCCUGUUGGCUCCUGGUCUGUAAAGAAGGCAAGGGGUGGCAGCAUUGCUUUUGUGAAGGGUGGUCUCUCUUUGGAUGCUAAUACUAAUGACUCAAGGGGUGGAGAGGAACUGUCGCUGGUUUAUGUAAAUGGUUCUCAUGAAUAUAUCAUCUCUGAUCCCCGGAAGAACGAGGAGUUCGUGAGUAGCAAGCACACAGAGAAAAAGAUUCAAGCUGAGGAACCUGCACCAAUCGGUUACGCGUCUAUUUAUGGAGAGCUUCCAAAACUGGAGUUGAUGAAAGGGAUUUCAGAAAUUCCAUUUAUCCCUUCAGAUAGACCUUGGGAGACUAUAUUCAGUGGAUCAUCUCAUGUUCUUCCACCUCUCACGAAAUUAUGUUCCACAUUCUUGUCAUCAUUGCUCGAGAAGAGACCAGUUGCAAACGGGUGAGAGGCAUCGGAGUUUUGUCCUGUCAUAUGAUGGUAUACUUGCCUGUUGCCAAAUUACAGUGCAAAAGGAGAUCCACAUUGACCCAACGCUAUGAAGCCGAUAUAUGCAAUGUUCAGAAGGCAAUCUUCAAAGAAGCUUCGGACUCAUAUUAUUCAUGGGUUGAGAGCACGAGUUGAACUUUAGGAGGUUGAAUCUCCUCUUAUUCCUCAGUAGCUCAGUGGUAGAGCGGUGCUCAGUUGAGGACAUCUGAGCUUGGUUGUUUUAUCACGUGCCGGUUGUCAGCAAGUCCAUUUUGUAGUGAUACUCAGUGGUUUUCAAUCUACCGAUCGUAGCAAAAAAUUGUUUCCUUGGCAGCUCAACAUGUAAUUCAAACAGCAAAAGUAGCAAAUUUUGGUGCGAUGUGAUGUGAUGUAUGGCGCAAUAUUACGAUUAUAACCUAUAGGGACAAUGAUAAUAUAGUCGGGGAAAACAGUAACUGUUUGCGUUCUGUUUCGUGUAAAUCCAGAAAAUCUGAAAGUGGUUGGAAAAAAUAUAGGAAAACGGAUCGUAACAGGAUCUGGAUUUAUCCUA
Molecule: messenger RNA, 1992 nt
Organism: Phragmites australis (common reed)
Lineage: Eukaryota; Viridiplantae; Streptophyta; Magnoliopsida; Poales; Poaceae
Exons: 10
Coding region: 1-1422 (473 amino acids)
Molecular function (GO): protein binding
Source: RefSeq, a predicted model, not a curated record